AUGUCAGAAGAAACAAUAAUGUCUAUGAAAAAUCAGGCAAUUAAAAUUGAACCACCAGAAUAUUUAGUACAAGAAAUUGAUGAUAAACAUGAAUUUCUUGAUAUGAAAUCUGAAUCGUAUUUUGAGAAUGAUGAAACAUGUUUAGAAAGAUUCAUGAUAUCCGAAGUGACUAUAGAAGAAGGAGUCAAACAGGAGUCAAUCGAGACAGCCACUUAUGAAGCAGAUAAUUUAAAAGAGCAUAUGGUCAAGCCUAGUCAUAGCGAAGAACGCCCUUUCAAAUGUGAAAUCUGUCAUAAAACCUUCAAACGAUCAAGUCAUCUCAAAAGCCACAUGCUGAUGCACAGUGGAGUACGCCUCCAUGAAUGCAAUACAUGCAAUAAGACAUUCACACAAUCUUUCACUCUAAAAAGACACAUGCUGGUGCACAACGAAGUACGCUCCCUUGAAUGCAACAUUUGUAAUAAGACAUUCAAAAAUUAG
Ctenocephalides felis (cat flea) is the source of this 480-nucleotide messenger RNA. RefSeq names its product zinc finger protein 92-like. Lineage: Eukaryota; Metazoa; Arthropoda; Insecta; Siphonaptera; Pulicidae. The transcript has a single exon. Gene Ontology annotation, biological process: regulation of transcription by RNA polymerase II. The record is from RefSeq and is a predicted model, not a curated record. Gene Ontology annotation, molecular function: RNA polymerase II cis-regulatory region sequence-specific DNA binding; DNA-binding transcription factor activity, RNA polymerase II-specific. Gene Ontology annotation, cellular component: nucleus. Bases 1 to 480 code for a protein of 159 amino acids.